AUGGAAGAUGGCAUGUCAGGGUUUUGUAUCAGACCAGGAAGUUUUCGGAGAGGUGAUAGUAACGGGAAUAGUGGAAGUAGUGGAACUAAGUGUGGGCGUUGGAAUCCGACAACAGAACAGGUUAAGCUUCUUACUGAUUUGUUCAUGUCUGGACUGAGAACCCCAAGCACUGAUCAGAUUCAGAAGAUCUCCACUGAGCUUAGCUAUUAUGGCAAGAUCGAGAGCAAGAAUGUGUUUUAUUGGUUUCAGAAUCAUAAAGCCAGGGAAAGACAGAAGCGUCGCAAGGUCUCAUUCCACGACAAGGAUCUCAGUAACAUUGGCCGUCAAAACUCUCUGUCAUCUCCCGCACACAAUUUUGCAGAGGCGGAUCAAGGUCAAGAGCCAGAGAGAGUGAUAGAGACUCUUCAACUGUUUCCCUUGAACUCCCUUGGUGAAUCAGAAGCAGAGAAACUGAGGGCACAAGCGAAUAGAUAUGGGGAUGAUAGUAGCAUGUUUCAGUCCUCAAUGGCAGAAAAUAUGGAUAGCCCAGCAUUAGAUUUGCGCUUAAGCUUUCUGUAA
This is a messenger RNA of Neltuma alba, 558 nucleotides long. RefSeq names its product WUSCHEL-related homeobox 7-like. NCBI's taxonomy places the organism in Eukaryota, Viridiplantae, Streptophyta, Magnoliopsida, Fabales, Fabaceae. Gene Ontology annotation, biological process: plant organ development. Gene Ontology annotation, molecular function: DNA binding; DNA-binding transcription factor activity. Bases 1 to 558 code for a protein of 185 amino acids. The transcript has 2 exons. The record is from RefSeq and is a predicted model, not a curated record.